UUUUCAAGAUGGUUCCAGAGUUGAAAACCUGCUUCUAGCGUUGGUACCUUAUGCUUGAUAACGUUGUACCACAACUCUGCUUUUAGCUCGCUGUAGGUUGCAGCAAGCAACAGUUGAUUGUGUGAUUGGAGAUCCUUCGUUCAACAAGAACAACGAAGCAGCUGACAACCAAGAAAUUCAAAUUCCAUGAGAAACCCGAAUUCGUGGACGUAUAAGGACAAACAAAUUACUGAACUUUCUGGAACCCAUCAACAAAUUCAUGGUUUCGUGGACGAAGACCCAGACUAUGAAUCUGAAGAUUCUCUCUUCGAGGCAUUUCAGCGCAAACGCAAACCUACCAGAGUCGGCAUCGGUGAUAGGAGUUUUACCGGCCAAGUAGAUUUGAUAUCUGAGAUUGAUCGAAGAAUCAAGGAACAUUUUCAUCAUUUGCUACAUGCAGUGGAAGGCCUGAGUGCACGAGUGACUCAGUUAGAGAGUAGAAUGCAUCACAUGGAGAAUUCUGUUGAUUAUUUGAAGGAAUCAAUCGCAAAUAGUCAUGGUAGGACUGAUGGAAAGCUUAGGGAGGUAGAAAAUAUUCUGAGAGAGGUACAAGAUUGUAUCAAGUAUGUGAGAGAUAAACAAGAGAUAGCGGAGGCUCAGGCACAGCUUGCAAAGCUUCAGUUGUCCAAGAGUGAUACACAGUCAAGAAAGCAGGACAGUACUGCUCAAACUGAUUCAACAAAAGAAGAAUCAUCAUUUGUCCCUCAGCAAUCCCACCAAUUACUUCCAAAUCAAGUUGCUUGUCCACAACAGCAAGCUCAUCUCCCUUCUAAUAUUACUCAGAGCCUACAUAAUCAGAGUCCUCUGCAGUCUCCUGCAGCAAUGGCUCCUCAGCUUCUCAACCAAAUACCCCAUAACAUUGUCCCCUCCAUUCCACAACCUCAGUCUUGCAGCCUCUCACCUGUGGUGGCUCAAGAAACCACACAUCAGAAGUACCUUAUACCUUCCACUCAGCAGUCAUGGCCACUACCUUCAGCAUUUUAUCAACCUAAUGAGUCAACACCUCCAGCAACUACACAUCAGCAGUACCUUGUAGCUUCAACUCAGCAGUCACAGCCACCACCUUCAGGAUUGUAUCAACCUAACGAGUCAACACCUCCAGCAACCACUCAUCACCCGUACCUUGUAACUGCAAAUUUGCAGUCACAGCUAUCAUCUGCAGCACUGCAUCAGCCUUAUCAACCUACACCUCAACUUCCAACAAUCUCACAGUCCGCCCAACCACCUCAACUUCCAACAACCUCACAGUCAGCCCAACUGCCUCAACACCACUCACCUGUCAAUGCAGGUUAUUUUCAAAACCUUCUUCCUGUGAGCCAUCAGCCUGAAGAAGUUCCUUACCUGUCAUCUCAAAGCAUCCAUAAAUCCUCUCAGUCACCUGGUGGGUUUCCCCCAACCCAGCAGUUUUAUGUUGGUUCUACCCAGCAGAUCCCUGAUCAAUCCACAAGCAGCCAUUAUUUGGAGUUACCUUCUGGGUAUUCAAAACGACCAGAGCAGUCUAAUCCCGGCAACUUUUUUCCAUAUGAUGAACCUUCUUUCGGUUCUAGCCUUUCAAAUAUGAAACCCUUGCAAUCUGCAUCUUCACCUUCAUUCCUAGGUGGUGGAAGCAGUUCCUCACAGUUGCCAACAGCCAAAAUAUUACCAGACGCACUUCCAGUUGCCUCUAUUGUGGAUGGUGGAUCUACUUCCGGUGGGAACACGAACAGGGUUCUGGUUGAUGAUGUUGUUGAGAAGGUUGUUGCAAUGGGGUUCCGAAGAGACUUGGUGAGAGCUACAGUGAGGAACCUGACAGAAAACAGGCAGUCAGUGGACCUUAAUGUGGUCCUGGACAAGCUUAUGAGUAGCAGGUAAGUUCGGCUUGGAGAAUGUUGGUUUAGCUGGUGUAUUGUGUAUUACCUUGGUGCUUAUGUUUUCUGUAUAGAACUUUGAAUUACUUGUCUGUUUGUGCAUUCUACAGUUGAUAGGAUCCUUAAUGUUGCUUCACUGGUUUGUUGUGCGAACUAGUCGUAAUUGGCACAACAUUUCUUAAUUUGAUUGUGAAUGUAUAUGGUGUUUGAUGUAUCUAUAUAGUUUCUUGCUUCUUAUUCUCUGUAAACUUCAACUUUUGAGUGGUUUGGUAUGCUGCCUAAAUAAAAAUGAUUGAGUUCACCAUUUUCUUAA
This is a messenger RNA of Mangifera indica (mango), 2199 nucleotides long. RefSeq names its product protein tfg-1-like. The coding region runs from base 187 to 1890 and encodes 567 amino acids. The record is from RefSeq and is a predicted model, not a curated record. The transcript has 3 exons. NCBI's taxonomy places the organism in Eukaryota, Viridiplantae, Streptophyta, Magnoliopsida, Sapindales, Anacardiaceae.